CCUCUAAAUUCACCAUUGCUUCUUGUUCGUAUCAUGAGAUAGCUUCCUCAUUAUCGGCCUUUGGGUUGAGAUCUUGCACUAAUCCUUCGACGAAUGCCGACUCGUCUAUCGAAACAGACAACUGCUCAUAGCCAGGAUCCCUACGUGGUCUGGCCUCGAUAGCCGAAGCUAAUUGAACUUGCUCUGUCAAAAGAUGACGUUGCUCUCUCGUAAAACCUCGAACGAGGCCAUUGGUAAGGACAGCACUGGGAAAUCUCGAAGUCGAGCUGCCUCAUCCGAGCGAGAUCAAAAUGCCAGCAAGCCCUCCCUGCUCCGGCGAUUGAGCAGGACCAUCAGCAGAUCGGAAGAUGCACCAAAGAAGAAAGAUGACUCCCAUCAUCAAAGCGAGACCAAGAUAAGCCAGAAGCAACUGACCAAGGAUUUGGCGGAUAAGGCUCCUGAACCUAAAGUCGACGAGUUAUCGCCAACUGCCACCGUCCAAAGUGUUCGCAAGGAGCCGGUGAAGGCAGAAUAUCACCCUCCUGCACCCCGGCCAGCGAACGGGCAUACCACAGUGACAAUGAGAAGUGUCACAGAUACUCAACGGCACACAGGCCAAGGUCCAACUACCGAAUUUCGUGCGGAAGCUCAGGAUGAACACUCCAACAAGCGGAACGGCUUAACUAGGAUGGAUGUCGAGCAUCUCUUCAAUGGAGCCCCACAAUUUAUCCUAGAAAAGGGACGACGAGGUCGAUUCUUUCCACAAGCUUUCUUUCCCUGGAACAAUGAUCUGGAAGUAGGUGAUCUUCAGGAUCGGAGGUUUCUAAAGCAUGAGAGCUUCGCUUUCUGUACACUACACGCACAUCUGCCCAUACCAGAUGAGGUUGGCUGGACACCAGGAAUGCCGUUUCCCAUCAAGAAGGCAGGACUGGAGACUGGAAAGAGGCCGCUGUUUGAGCUGGGGAUAUAUGAAAGGCCAAACAUGCUAGCGCAAGAGGGAAGGGAGCCUGGAACUGUUGGACUAAGGUAUUUUCUCGAGCGACCAGUCGCCGACGGCGUACAAGACGGCAAGAUCAGAGAACAUGCAAAAGAUGUGGAGAUCGACUUGGCCUUAGGCGACGCUCCAGCCACAGAGGCAUUCAAUAUGCUGGCGUUGUCUAAGGACAACGACCAACUGAAUGCUAAAGUGGGCAAGCAUGCACCCGAGCAAGACCGCCUGAAGCUCAUCCACGAAGGCCCACAGGCGUGGAAGAGCGUCGGUGUCAGACCUAUCACCAUGCAAAGCUUGGUUGACAGACUGAAAGUGAUUGACGAUUGGCGAGAUAUGGUGGUGACCGCUGGUUGGAGAGCCACGGUCUUGGAUCAGAUGAAAUCUCCAGAACUCCAUGAUCACCUCUUUGGCGAAUUGCUCUAUCCGCCGCGGCGGUUGCAGGACGACUCGAAAUACCACGACAAAGAGGCAAUGAAAGUUCAGAUAGAGGCCCUGGUCAAAGUCCUCGCUACACCAGGCGCGUGGCUCGAUCUCAGCGUACCCGAAGCACGCCUGCGAUUUGGGAAGAUCCUGCACAGUCGAACGACAAAAUACGAUCAUACAACCGGCACCAUGACCAUCAAUCCCGAACGGAAGUGGCUCCUCAUCCAAGUCCUCCUUGCCAUCGAAUUAGUUGUUCGCCUUGACGCUGCACUGAGACUAGGCAUCGCGAUGCAUGCCGAAAACUUCGAGAUUUCCGGCGAAGAGAUACACCACUUCAACAAGCUCCGCACACUCAAAGUCGACUGGGACUUGGUGGCAGCUAGACGGUUCUUGGAUCUCUGCUAUGCAAAGAGAAACGAGCACGCAGACACUCGAUCAGAGUCGGACACUGCGAGUCACACGCCCGAACCCAUGGGGAGUCAUCUGUCACGGAAGACGACAGACCAUCACGGCGGCUUUUUCGGUGGCCUCCGACACACUUUCGGCCUCGACGCAGUCGAAGCGGAACCGGACGUCUGUGAUGUGGCUAUCCUUCCACGCGCUUUGCCUCCAUUAAUCGACGGCGUCUUUCGCUUCGCCACCAACAUUGGCUGGCCACGUGCUGCCGAGAUCCAGGAAAGCCUCUCGCAGAAACUAUGUCAUGGCACGCCCGAAGAACAAGAAAGAUUCCUUAUGGACGCAUUCUUCUGCACAGACGAAGCCCAUCAUGCUCCGCACGAAGCACAGCCAAGCAUAGUUCCGCACCUGGACAACUUCGGCCUCAACCUCCAUGCAGCAACUCCCAACACCAUUGGCGGCUGGCUUUCACACAGUUGGUUUUCCGGCCUGAUCCUGCCCGGCAACUCGACAUGCGACAUGCUCAUGGCGACACUUCUCGAGAACGACACCGAUGCAGCAACGCUCACUAGACUAGGCACCGUGGGCCUACCUUUCCGAUCGUCAGGCUUCGUCCUCGGCAACUCCUCCUGGUGGUCCAAAUCCAGCAUCGUUGGUCGCGUCAUGGCCCCUUUGUACGGCUCCAAGGAGAGCAUGGGCUGGGUCUACCUACCACAGUUCGUGCCGCUGAUCGAAUCGACCUCCAACCCGGUCUCGACCCGCUGGCUGAAAAUCAAAAGCUACCCCGUACCAUCGACGCGCGAACGACCGCGCAUCCUGGACGGUGACAAACUCGCCAUGGAAUCGAGCCCUCUCGGCAGGGGCAAAGGCGGCAUCAUGGGCGCCGAAUUCAGCAUGGUGACAGACCACAUCCUCGACCACGACCACGACUCCCAUGCCCGAGUUUCUGUCAACAAUGUCCAAGUCCACCUGUCCCACACCAACGCGACAGCUGCAAGCCCCGACCACGUCGUCUCGGCAUGGGCGCAGUUCGACCUGACUAUUACUGAUCCCGCCCGACCAUCGGACGUGCCCAUCUCGGAACAAGUGCGCUACGGCCUGGACAGGGCAGUGUACUUCGUCACGGCCUUCCCGUGCCGUCUGCCCCACGGGCACGCGACCUUUAAGCCCGACUCGGGGGACGCAAAGCAGCCAAAUGUCCAGCAGCACCCGCAGCACAAGGCGGCCGAACAUCUCCCUGCACAUCCGCUCCACAAGACAUACAAAUUCGUCACCAAGACGUUGCACGAAAUCAUCCGGAACCCUCGCCUCGAGCCGCCGGGGUCAGGCAUGGCAAGCACGGCGGAGGUUUGGAUCGUGGAUGCCAGGCAUGCUCUGACUCCGGCCGAGAUCGCGAGGUACCACGGUGGUUCUCACUCGGAGUCGUCGUCGAUGACGAGUCAUGUGACCGGCUCGUCCAGUGCUAGUGCGAGUGCUGGUGAGUGUGGCCCUGGCGCCGAGCAGAUCCGGAACAAGGACAUUCUGGUGCGGGCGUGGUGUGCGGAGAAAGGAAGGAAUGCGAUCAUUGCGCGCGUGGGCAGGACGUGUCUUAGUUGUGCAAUCAGAGAGGCCAAGGCCCUGGAGGUGGGUGUUAUUGUGAGGGUCGGUGUGAAGGAGUAAGUAAGAGCCUAGUACGUACGACGGUACGGGGCCACCGGGGUGGGAAAAGGAUGGGUUGUGCUAUGGAAAAGUCCGCUUGACAGAAGGUCCCUCCCUGUCGAUGUCUUUGAAAGGCUGGGCAUUGAUGGACUGGAGGUGGAAUAGAAUCAAGGCAACGGCAUGUGAGCUGGAGAGGAUGGCCAUGCGGUCCGCGGAAGACGGUUCGCAGUCCAAGGACAAGGUGGUGGAAGAUUAUGUGAGCGAACCCGAUGCUGAAUGAUGCAUGGGGCCGUGCUUUAUGUGAUGGGAGUGGUGGCAUUUGAUAUAUGGGAAUACCCCCAAUGAUGCGAGUCUAUGGAAUCGAUUUUCACUGUCGUUCUUCUUGGGAAUUACUAGUAUCAUGGUGGUACUGAACUACUAAUAAGCAAAGUUCGAGUUGCAAAGCGAACUAAGUUACUCGUAUAUACUUGUCUGUCCAUCUCACUGUCUG
Exophiala xenobiotica is the source of this 3917-nucleotide messenger RNA. RefSeq lists its product as uncharacterized. The transcript has 2 exons. NCBI's taxonomy places the organism in Eukaryota, Fungi, Ascomycota, Eurotiomycetes, Chaetothyriales, Herpotrichiellaceae. The record is from RefSeq and is a predicted model, not a curated record. The coding region runs from base 194 to 3448 and encodes 1084 amino acids.